AUGUCACUACAAACUUCGCAAACUGAGCCUUUCACCACUCUUUACCACAGGCAGCCUUUGAGAGAAGCGAAGAAUCCGCCCUUGUUGGUUUUUAUCCCCGGUAACCCCGGUCUCAUCGACUACUACACUAAAUAUCUUGACCUUAUCGCCCAACAGCACCGCCAAUACGAGAUUUUGGCAAUCAGUCAUGCUGGAUAUCAGACUUCCGACAAUUACCAAAGAAAAGAUCUGGUGGUGUAUGACUUGGAUUACCAAGUCGACCACAAAUGUAGAGUGAUCAGAGAUCACAUUCUUGCCACUCGGGGUAAGGCGAAAGAGGAAGUAUCAUUCUUAUGCCACUCAAUGGGAGCAUAUAUUAUGCAACGAGUAUCCAAAAAACUUGUUUAUGACAAGGAAUACAGUCAGUACGUGGACAUCAAGUUUGUGGGUCUCAUCUGCCCUACAUUGGUGGACAUUGCAAAGUCAUUGCUGGGCCAGUACUUCACCAAGUUGUUCAAUUGGCUUCCUUUGGUGCAUGUGGCAGUAUACCUUAUAUUCGUGUUGCAAUGGAUCUUACCCAACCUGGUUGCAGAGGCUAUUAUUCGUAAGUACGUCAUUGCAAAGCCCGCUUUAAGCGAUAAAGAUCUGAUUGAGGCUUGGAACAACGCUGUGAAUGCAACGUUCAAGAUAUACGACUCGACGCGAAUUGUUCGCCAGACUAUAGUGAUGGCGAAAGAGGAGCUCAACAAGAUCCACAGGGAUGACGAAGUCAAUGACUGGUUUUUUAAAGAACUCCCAUUGACGGGGACAAAAAUCUGGAGUUUCUUUGCCCCCUUUGAUUACUGGGUCCACGACAACUCAAGAGACUAUAUCUUAACCAGGUACCACGAUGCAUUGAAUGAGGAUGUUCGUUUUGAAGUUGGCGAGAACGAUACAGAAGAAAAGAAGGCGAUCAAUCACAGUUUCUGCAUAGACCAAAGCGUUGAGUUUGCCGAAAUAACUUGUGCCGCAUUGUCUAGAAGCUGA
Candidozyma auris is the source of this 1005-nucleotide messenger RNA. Its product is annotated as bifunctional triacylglycerol lipase/ester hydrolase. Gene Ontology annotation, cellular component: lipid droplet. Gene Ontology annotation, biological process: lipid storage. The transcript has a single exon. The record is from RefSeq and is a predicted model, not a curated record. The coding region runs from base 1 to 1005 and encodes 334 amino acids. Gene Ontology annotation, molecular function: lipase activity. NCBI's taxonomy places the organism in Eukaryota, Fungi, Ascomycota, Pichiomycetes, Serinales, Metschnikowiaceae.